GCGCGAAAGAUUGAAAUUAUUUUCGCAAAGAACAGGCGGGAGAGAGAUCUUCAAGGGUUGUGUGGAAAUAUAGACUUCUUCUUAAUGAGAUGAUUUCAAACUUUUAAAAGUAUACUAUCGGGUUUUAUAAAGGGAGAGGGUACAGAAGCUGUUAUUAGCCUGGGGUUUUGUUUUUUUAAAUGAAGUUUUAUUGCCAAUAGAAGAAGCGGCAUAAAGCUAAGGCGGACUGAUGAGCCAGCUGCUCUCUCAACAACAGCAGGAGGCGGAGGUGGCAGUGGUUGAGACUGUGGAGGCACGGGAGAGUGAUUCAGACAGCGGUAUGGGCUCUCCACUGGAGACGGACACUGCUGGACUGACCCGUGGAGAGGAACAGCACGAUUCGGACGAUGAUGAGGACAUCACUGUGAACAGGAAGUCUCGUUGCCGGAAGGCACUACAAGACAGCGACAGCGAGGAAGAGGAAGUGACAGGGAUGGCAGAGGCUCUGGUCCUAUCGGAAUCCAGCGAAGGGGAGGAGGGUGCCAGUGGGGAGGGGCAGAAGGGGGCCAAGCGAGGAAAGCGGGUUGUUCGUGCCCCCCUCGAUAGCGGGGAGAGCGAGCCGGAGCUGGAGACGGCCAGAACGAGUCCUAAAGGGAAGAAGGAGGCCAAGAAGGAGCGACGCAGGGAGAAGAGGGUGAAGAACGUGGACCGAGUGAAGAGGAGGGACAAGCCCCAGGUCACCCCUGCCACCCGGGUCCUCAACGACAGCGGCUGUCUCCUCGGGGACAGUGAUCUGUUUGACACGGGCCUGGAGGAAGAAGGGGCGGGGCUAGAGGGAGAAGAGGAGGAGUCUCUGGAUGCCAUCAGAGCAGCUAUGAAGCAGAAGGCUAAAAAGCACCGGCCUGUACUGGAGGAGGAAGAGGAGGAGGAUGAGGAGAAUUUGCAUAAACCGCAGCGCAAGGAGAGGAAGGCGGCCCUUGCCAGUAAGGAGGCCAUGAGGCAGCUGCACAGCGAGAGCCAGAGGCUUGUCCGAGAGUCCUCAUUGGGGUUGCCCUACCACAUGCCUGAACCCAAGACCAUCGACCAGUUCUUCAGGAGGAGAGUGAGACCCGCCGGUCCUGCCAUGGCUCUGCUGAAGUCCACAAAGUACCAGGAUUGCAUUUUAGAGGCAACCUCGACCCCUCAGACCAAUCAGAACCAGCACAAAACGGACCAUCCAUCAACUGUACCCGACCCCUCCCCAGUAUCGGGGGCGGCUGAGGAGGCAGGCCCUGAGCCUCCCGCCCCCCUGCAGAAUGGGGAGGGAGCAGCGGCAGCCCAGCCUGUGCAGGAGGAGCGCCCCCUGCAGGCAGACGAGCAGACUGAACCUUCGGGCUCGGACGCAGAUGGGGGCGGAGCUGAACUCUCUGAUGCGGACCAGGGGGCCGCUCCCCCGGCACAGAGCCCUGCGAGUCCCGCCUCUCCGGGGGGCGAGGAGGCUGGGACCGAACCCGAGCCUCCAGCCCCACAGAACGCAGGCUCGACAGCAGGACAGGGCGAGCCGCCCGCCCCCCCUGCCGCACCGGUUGCCCCGUCCUCAGCGGGUGGACCCAGGGCCCGGAAGGACAAGCUUGCCCGACUGCGAGAGCUGGGACUCGAUCCUCCACCCGUCCCAAAACUGUGCGCCGAUGAAGGGUCCUUCAUCCACCUGGAGCCUCCGCCGCCCAACCCCGCUCUGGAGGCCCUGAAGCAGCGGUUCCUGCGUCACGUGCAGCCUGCUCCCCGGCCCCGAGGCGAGCGCACCGUACAGCUCAACGUCAUCCGCAAGGAGAGCGCCCCCUCUGGCCAGGAGGAGCUUCUUACAGACGCCGUAACGGUCACCCUCACUGACGGAGACGAGGAGGUGGUCCACAGCAGGCCCGGUGAGAAGCUGACGCUCCUGAAGUCCCGUCUGCAGCAGGCCAUGGCUCUGCGCCGGCAGGUGGAGAGGGAGCGCAGGGUGGCCCUCCAUCGCCUGGACAACGAGGACUGCGAGGAAGAGGAGGAGGAGGAGGAGGAAGAGAUGACCGAUGAAUCUGAGGGAGAGGAGGAAGAGGGUGUGGAUGCGCUGCUGGGAGGUGCUGGAAAUGGCCAGGCGGAGGAGGAGGAGGAGGAGGAGGAGGAGGCUGGUGGCAGUGAGAGGAGCCCCUCCCCCGCACCCCUCAAGGAGCCGUCUCCAUCCCUGGAGCUGCUGAACACAGACGGGACUCUGCUUCUGUUUGCAGGCAGCUCCUGCUCCCGCACCGGGGAUGGGGUAAGGAGGACUGGGCCCGGAGGGCGAGAGUCUGACGGCAAGCUGGAGGAGGACGACUCCCUCACAUUGGCGAAGGACAACAGCCACAACAGCAGCUUCGAGCUGAUUGGCUCCAUGAUCCCGUCCUACCAGCCAUUCAACCGAGCAGCAGGAAGGGGCGUGUCCACCGGCGCGUUCCGCUCCCCCUCACCCGGGUUUUACAGGCCCAGCUUCCUGGGUUCCGCCUCCAAGAGCUCAGGGAAGCUGUCGGAUCCCUCGCUGUCCCUCUCCCUGCCAGUGGAGGACUCUCAGGACCUGUACGCCCCGCCCUCUCCCGGGGAAGCGGCCCACCUGGCCGGGGACUCCCAGGGCCCCUUCUCCCUGGAGGACGACACGCACUCCCAGCUGCUGGAUGCCGACGGCUUCCUGAACGUGGGGCCCCGGGCGGGGCCCGGCCAGUACCCGCCCCGCUCGCAUAAGCGCCAGCUGCUGCUGGACAGCCUGGACGAGAACGCCAUGGAUGCCAACAUGGGGGAGCUGCUGGGGCUCCUGGGGCUCUGCUCUGGAGGAUUCGGCAGCGGGCCUGAGGGCAGGGCAGGAGGCCAGGCCGGGGAGACGCAGGGGGGCACUAUGGGGGAGCUCCUGGGGCUCUGCUCGGGCAGGUUCAGCACGCAGGCGGUUGGGGUAGACGGUGGAGAGGGCGGGGCCCUGGGGACAGCCACACAGAAGGGACCGAACGAGGACGCCUCUGAGGGGGACAUGGACCAGCUGGUUGAGCUCUGUUCCGGAAAGUUCCCCAGCCCAGCUGCCUCCCCGUCAGCUGAACCCAGACGAGCUCCAUUCUCUCCUGAAGAGGCUGCAGACAGGAAGGAGAACCGUGAGGAAGAGGAGGAGGAGGAAGAAGCAGAUGCAGAGUUCCACCUGCUCUCGGACGUGGGCAGCAUGAGCGGCCAGGAGGACAGCGAGGAAGAGAGUGAUGAGGCAGAUGGAGAGGACGCGGAGGAGGAUGCUGAGGAGGAGGAGAGGGCAGCGGUGUUUGGCCCCCGCCCAGGGAAGAGGAAGAAGAUGCGCUUGGCAGAGUUUGUGGACUCUGAAGCAGAGCUCUCUGGCAGCGAUGUGGGCAGUGAUGAUGAGGAAGAAGGAGAGAGUGAGUACGAGGAAGAGGAGCUGCAGGAGGAUCUGCCGUCAGAUGAAGAACUGCAAGACCAGGUCAACAAGAUCCACAUGAAGCAGGUUAUGGACGAUGACAAGCGGCGCCUGCGUCUGUAUCAGGAGCGUUACCUGGCCGACGGGGACCUGCACUCAGACGGGCCGGGCCGAGCCCGCCGCUUCCGCUGGAAGAACAUCGAUGAUGCGUUUGAGAUGAACGGGCCAGAUGAAGAGGGGGAUGAAGAGGAGGAGGAGGAGGGAGAGCUGGAGCAGGCGGAGCUGCAGAGGAGGAGAGAGAGGCAGGAGAGGGAGCAGUGGCUGAGAGAGCAGUCGGAGGCGGCGUCCAAGAAAGGCGAGGAAGCUGAUGAUGAUGAAGAAGGGAUCGCGGAGGAGGACAGCCAGUUCAUGAAGCUGGCGAAGAAGCUGACUGCCAGACAGCUGCAGCAGAAAGAUGCACCAGGUGUACCCCUGCAGAAGACCGGCCCUGCUCACACCCCCUUCCAGAGAUCUCAGUCCACUCUGGUGAAGAGAGGCUCCCUGCUCAGCCAGCCCCGCGCCGUCCUGCAGAAACUGGCCUCCAUUUCUGAGGGGAACCCCUGCGCCCCCCGCAGCUCCCGCGGCUUCCUCUUCCAGACCCUGUCACCGGAGAAGGAGGAGGCAGCCAAACAGCGCCCCAGCCAGCAGGUGAAGAAGAGGGGACCGGGAGAGGCUCUUGCUCCCACUGCCAAGAGGGCGUGUCCCGAGGGCCCUGGGAGACCAGCCAGGCCCCAGAGGAGCAUCUUCUGUUACCUGGAGAACUGAAGGGGCCCCUACAAGGGACCCAGGCCACCGGUGAAACCUGCAUACCCGCCCUCAAGUCCGCAUACUUACACACAUCUCCACCCCUCGGGGCAGUGGGAAACUGAGGGCUGACUGUAUUUUUAAUCAUGUAAAUACUACGCAUCUGGUUUGCUUCUUUAACAUUUGUAUUUGUAUUGAAAUUGUAAAUUAAAGAGUAUCUAAGAA
Anguilla rostrata (American eel) is the source of this 4384-nucleotide messenger RNA. RefSeq names its product claspin. Gene Ontology annotation, molecular function: anaphase-promoting complex binding. The transcript is spliced from 25 exons. Lineage: Eukaryota; Metazoa; Chordata; Actinopteri; Anguilliformes; Anguillidae. The record is from RefSeq and is a predicted model, not a curated record. The coding region runs from base 230 to 4180 and encodes 1316 amino acids. Gene Ontology annotation, biological process: mitotic G2 DNA damage checkpoint signaling; activation of protein kinase activity; mitotic DNA replication checkpoint signaling.